UAGAGCUGAGGAUGGUACCAUAAUAACCGAUUGGUACAGGAAGCCAACACACUCAGGUAGAAUAUUAAAUUACAGGUCCAACCACCCAUCAGAGCAAAAAAUUGGUAUCAUUAAAGGCAUGACUCUUAAAAUUUUGAAUAACACCCAUGAAAAGUUCCACCAGAGUAAUCUAGGGAAACUUAAGGAAUUAUUAGUAAAUAAUAAUUAUCCAAGAGCCAUGAUUAAGAUAGCAAUUGAUGCGAGUGUGGAAAAAUGGCAUAGAACCAACAGUAAUACCAAUUUAAAUCUGGAUGAAGCUACUGGGAAUAAAAGGUUUAUGAGGUUUCCUUUCAUAAAACAUAUGUCAUCAAAAAUUAAUGCUUGUUUCAUGGAUACUAAUAUCAAAUUGGCGUAUUAUAAUGUGAAACAAGUUAAAUCUUGUUACACAAAAUUAAAAGAUAAAACACCAUUACUGGACCAAUUUGGUGUUAUCUAUAAAAUUCCUUGCGAAUGUGACAAGUGUUAUGUUGGACAAACUAGACAACAUCUGAAGAAGAGAAUUGCCCAACAUAAAUAUGAUUGCAAAAAAAUUAAACUAGUUAAUCAUAAUGUGUUAUUGGAAGUGGAACCUCCAUCAAGUAGCACAGCUUUGGCGUUACAUCACUUGAACACCGGACACAGAUUCAAGUUUGAGGAUGUCUCUAUGUUGGAUCAAGAAAGUCAUUGGAAGAAGAGGAACAUCGGGGAAAUGUGCUUUAUUAAGAUGAAUAAUACAAUUAAUAAGAGGACGGAUACUCAAAAUUUAAGUUCUGUAUAUAAUGUAAUUUUAAAUUGUGACAGGGCCCAUAGUUUUGAUGGUACGGGUAUGUAGAUGACUGUUUUUGUGAGAACAUACAGUACAUUAUUAUCAGCUGUUAUUACCUGAGAGUAGAACUUGUAGUAUUGACAGAGUUUUAGUUAAUUAAUAUUUGUUAUUUAUUAGUUAAUGUUUAUCAAUUGAAACACGAAUAAAUGAAUUUGGAAUAUGAUGUGAAUAAGUUCAGGUUGUUAGCCUGCCUCGAUUCAUUUGACAUGUUUUUAACAAUUGAUGUUUGAUAAUUGAGCACCUGAAGAAGUCGGGAAACCGAUGAAACGUUGUGAAAAUUUAACAUAAACAUCGAAUAAAUAUUUCCAAUAAACUGUGAA
Molecule: messenger RNA, 1164 nt
Organism: Cotesia glomerata
Lineage: Eukaryota; Metazoa; Arthropoda; Insecta; Hymenoptera; Braconidae
Exons: 2
Coding region: 119-850 (243 amino acids)
Source: RefSeq, a predicted model, not a curated record